UUCACAACAAAAUAGACUCUCUACUUAGAACCUUUUUUUCUCCAUUCUCUCUCACAUCACAAAUUCACAUAUACAUGCCUCAAGUCCAAGAAAACAACACCCCAUCAGGGAUCAAAUUAUUCGGAGCCACAAUCUCCCCUAGAGAAAAAUCACACCCGAAACCCGACCCUGAACACGAGAAACCCGACCCGGCCUUGGAAAAGCGGCCGGACAAGAUCAUCCCGUGCCCGAGGUGCAAGAGCACGGAGACCAAAUUCUGCUACUUCAACAACUACAACGUCAACCAGCCGCGCCACUUUUGCAAGGGCUGCCAGCGCUACUGGACCGCCGGCGGCGCCCUCCGCAAUGUUCCCGUCGGCGCCGGCCGCCGCAAGGCCAAGCCGCCCUGCCUGCAGCCUGACUUCUCUCAUGGUAAUUGCAUGUUCGACCCCUCCUCCGGUGGGCCCCACCAGCUUGAUUUUGAUGCCGUCGUCGAGUGGCGCGCGGCAGAGCACGGCGGAUUCCGGCAUCUAUUCCCCGGGAAGAGGCGGAGAUGCGCCACCAAUAGUCAAAGUUGUUGAUCGCAUCUCUUUCGAUUUGUUUAGUAGAAGUAGUAGUAUGAAAUAAUUAAAUAAAUAAAUUAGAGAAAAAGCCUAAGCUUUAAGUAAUUGCUGUAUUAAACAGUUUGUCGUAGAUGGUGAAUUUUCUCGAUAACGAAGCGCAGCUCAGUUGGUAAGACUCUUCCUCUUCAAUCAAUAGCUUGGGGAUUCAAGUUAUUAUAGAAGUAGAUGGGGAACCAGUGGUGUUGUUCUUUUAAAAA
Molecule: messenger RNA, 799 nt
Organism: Salvia hispanica
Lineage: Eukaryota; Viridiplantae; Streptophyta; Magnoliopsida; Lamiales; Lamiaceae
Product: dof zinc finger protein DOF1.5-like
Biological process (GO): regulation of DNA-templated transcription
Molecular function (GO): DNA-binding transcription factor activity; DNA binding
Source: RefSeq, a predicted model, not a curated record